Molecule: messenger RNA, 12234 nt
Organism: Prorocentrum cordatum
Lineage: Eukaryota; Dinophyceae; Prorocentrales; Prorocentraceae
Source: the annotation of a GenBank genome assembly
GCGCGGAGUGCGGCUGGCUGGUGGUCAGGUGGCCGUUCAUGCACCCCUCGCUGCUCUUCCCCGCCGGCCACGGCGGCGCCGAGGGUUGGACGCCUGGCCCCUUUGCCCUGCGGAGCUCGCUCGAGGACUUCCCGCUCCCCGACCGGCUCCAGGCGCGGGCCGCGCUUCGCUCGGAGGAGGGCGGCACGGUCACGUCCUGGUCGGAGUGGCAGGAGGCGAGGUGCUACCACUUCGUCCGCCGCUCGCGGCAAGCCGAACAAAUAUCCCAGCGGAGCACCCUGAGCCUGCUCAGUGGCCGCUUGGCCACCGAGGGCGAGAGCCAAGCGUCUGGCACGGAGCCCGGCGAGGACCCGCUGGGGGUUUUCGGCGACGAUUGGGGGCUCUGCGUUGCAGGGGUGCACCCGCCGGAGGGGGACCACCGAGCCCGACUCCCCGGCCUGGUCCAGCUGCGCUGGGUGUCAGGCGAGCUCGAGGGGGCCGCCUCGCCCGCGUCGGAGGUGCUCUGCACGCACGUCGAUGCCCCCGUGGGGCCGGUGCAGGUGGAGCACAUUGUGGUCAACUGCACCUCCAGCAGCAAGCGGGGGCGGAAUGUGCAGGACAAGUCCGACGAGGAGGACGAGGACGAGCAGGAGGUCAUCGUGCAUGAGCUGAGGCACGUCGCGCGGCUGUCGUGGAGGAUGGAGUGUGCGGCGCCGUCGUUCGGUUUCGUGAAGAGCUUCCGCGUGAAGUACAAGGAUGCACCGCCUGGACACACAGUCGAGGGUGCGACCUGGCAGGAAAUGCAGCUCCUCCAGCUCUUGGACGCGGAGGACUGCCAAGGCGGCCCGACAGACGGGACCGCCACCUUCAAGUUUGACCUGACCGGCUUGCCUCUCCUGCGGUACCACACCUACGUGUUCAGCGUCCAGGUCCACAGCCCGGAGCACGCGUCGGCGUGGUCCCAGACGUCCGAGCCGUUGGAGUUGAUUCUGCCCUCUUUUGGCUCCGACGACGGGCCGGAGGCGGGCUUGGAAGACCCGCGCCAGGGCCCAUCGACGGCCGUGGCGCUCUGCAUCAAGGUCGCUGGCGUGGGGUACGACGGCCUGGCCGCAGACGAGAGCCUGCGGCGCCGCUUCGAGGGCGUGGUGAGGAGAGCGGUCGCGGAGGAAGCGGGCGAGGGCGUCCAGGCCGAGGACGUCACGCUCGAGCUGUCCCGGGGGUCCGUGGUCUGCGCCGUGACGGUCGCGGUCCCCGAGGGAGCCAGCGCGGCGGCAGUGCAGUCGAACCUGCGCGCCUUUACCACGCUGAACGAUCGAAUUCUCCGUGGGCUUCAGGCCGUGGAAGGGAUGGAGCAGGUCUCGAGCGACAGCGUGGACGUCGUCGUCGUCGCCGGCCCCGAGCUCGCGCCAGCCGGCGGGGAGGCGAGCGCAGAGGAGGCGGCCGCGGGCACCCGCGGGCAGAGGCAGGGGCCCCUGGAGGCGGCCGUGAACUGCGCAGACCACAGCGACACCUCCGAGUGGCAUGUGGAGCUCAGCUGGGCGGCGCACAAGAUGGCUGGCGGUGAGGCGUUCCCCUCCCUGAGCACACUCCCCGUGGAGUUCCAGGUGUCCUACGUGAUCCUGUCGGAGCGCCCCUGCACGGGCGACGGGACCGACGCGGGCGCCCUGGGCUGCCAGGAGAAGACGACGCGCUUCGCCGGCCACGCCUGCUCCUUGAAGGACAGCUCGGUCGCAGCCGAGCGCAAGCGCUCCGCGGUCUGCCUGGAAGGCUGGAUCGAGCCGCGAGAACGGCGUGUGGUGCGGAUCUUGCCGAGACACAGGCUGCCGCACAUCCGGUGCGACGUGCGCGUGUUCGUGGCCUGCCGGUGCCCGGUGAUCACAGGGCCGCGGUGGUCGGAGGCGAUCUACUCGGUGGAUGUGCUGCUGCCGCGGCUAUCGCUGCUGCCCCUGCCUGUGCCCCAGCAGCUUGGCCUCGCGAUGGACGUGGGCAGUUCCAUGGAUGACAGCGCGGACCAACUCUCGUGCAUUCUCCGGGUGCCAGACAUUGCCGUGGACAUCGCAGUGGUCAGUGCCGAUGAGCCUCCAGCGGAACGAAAUCUCAUGUCCAUCCCAAACUCUGAUGGUUCUGUCGAGUCGGAUCCAGAGGCCCAUUACGUGUUGCAGUACCGACUCAAGUCUUCGUCGUUGUCCUACUUCGGCGCCUCUUCCGUGCCCCAUAUGGAGGAGCACGAGUGGCGGACUGUGCCAGAGGCGAAGAUCCUCUCCGGCAAGGGCGAGGGCCGCAUGUACUUGGUCGCAGGUCUCCAGGAAGGCCUGAAGGACAUCGCGCAGUCGAUGCAGGACAAGGCCAUCUGGGCCACGUACCGCGUCGCGUCCCUUCGCACGAGCCACUUCGGCUACGCCUCCGCGCCCACCCUCGUGUCUCUGCUGCCGCACCCAUCGAAACCAGAGGUGCAGAUCGAGUGGAUCGACGCCCCCUGCCUCGACGGCGCGCGCGUGCGAGUGUUCGCGAGCUGCAUCGCCAGCAGCCAGGCGUACCAGCUCAGGUUCCGCAGGGCCGACGUGGACCCUCGCGACAGGGGGGCCUGGACCGUAUGCGAGGUGGGCGUGGUCAACUCGUCGACGAAGACCAGCGACGGCGGGUUUCUGCGAGUGGAGGCCUAUGCGCCCAUUCACGACCUGUGCUACCACACGGCCUACUGCUUCAGCAUCCGCAUCGCCACUAGUGCGACCUUCUCCACAUGGUCAGAGGACUCUGAUCCUGCCAUGUUGUCGCUGGAACACCACGGCGUCCGUGAGGGCGAGGGCGGGCUCGUGGUGAGGCUGCUCGGACAAGACGAGCGGCACAACUACCGCUGCCCAGUAGCCGACAUCUCGUGGCCCCCUCUCGCCUUCCCGCAGGGCAUCUGGGGCCCCAAGAGCAUAAGCCCUUCGCUAUCGGUCACGGUUGAGUACCGGCUUCGUUGCCGAUGGCACGUCAGCGCCCAUAAUGACCGUGCGGCGUUGCGCGCUGCUUUGGAGGAGCUCACUAGGGAGUUCCGCUCAGCUGGCAGUGCAGACAACGGUGCCCCGAUCAUUGUACCCGACCCAGAUGUCGGGGUCGUGGACCGGGCGCGGCGCGGGUACAAGGAGGAUUGCACCAAGCGUUCUGACCCGCACCACGCCUUCACGCCGUGGCAGACGGUUGCCGUGGUCCUCGAGAAGGCCUCGGACAAGGCUAUCGGUGGCAGACGCUGCUCAUGUGCAAUGGCCUGCCUUCUGCAGGGCUGCACGUACCAGGUGGCACUGGACUGGCGCUGGAAGCGCCACGGGGACCCCUUUUGGAUGCAGGCGUACGAGCCCCUCGAGUUCGCCACCCUGCUGCCGACGCCGCCGUCCGCGCCCCCGCGGCCACUGCCGGUCCCGCCGGAGGUGUGGGACAAGAUCCCCGAACUCGCGCAGCUGGGUGCCACGCCCUUCGCGCUCUUCCAGUGGCCUUUCCAGCGCAGGCCGGCCUCGGCAGUCUCGCUGGUGCCCGUGGGGCAGAAGCGCGACCCGCUGCACCUGGAGGCGCUCACGUACGGCAGCUACGCCGUGCAGUGCCGCAGGGGCCAGAGCGCCGAGUGGCUGACUUGCAGGUCGCUCUUCCUGUCUUUGCACGGUAAGCCGGUGUGCCUCGUGCCCGCGCUGCCAGCGCAGGAGGAGUUCGACGAGGCCAGGAACGUGCCGCUCGGGGCCGCCUCCGAGCCGAGGGCCGUGGGCACGCCAUGCCUCCCGGAGGGCCUCGGGGCGGACGAGCUGGAGUUCCGCACCGUGCGAGUGGGGGACUGCGAGACCUCGCGCAGCGCGGUGUGCGUCGUGGCGCCCCCGGUGCCCCCCGUCGUGGAAGGCCUGCGGCUGAAGCUCCUCCCGCCGCACUCCGCGCUCGUGCUGUGCGUCCGCUUCCGGGGCGCUGAGGCGGUCGGCCAGGGCUCCCUGCCCCAGGAGUACCAGCUGCGCGUGGAGGAGGAGGGCGGGGACUCCGUCCUGCUGCCGCCAGUUCGGCUGCCGCUGGAGAGGACGCCAGAGGCAUGCCAGGCGCUGCGGGGGACCGCAGGGUUCCUCGGGGAGGCGGCGGGCCCCCUGGAGCGCGGCGUGCUGGGCGCCGAGUUCUCCACGGUGCGCGGCGGCGGAGAGGAUGUGCAGCAGCUGGGGCCGCUCGAGUUCGAGCAUGUGCUCGCGCUCGGCGCGCUGGUGUACGGCCGAGGGUACAGGGUGGCCGUGCGGUGGCUGUCGUCGUGGCGGGUCUCGCAGUGGUCGGAGGCCAUGGCGGCGCCGAUCCGGAUCUCUGCGCCGCGGCCGCCGGAGGACGGCGGGCUGCUCCUCAGGCCCGCUGGCCUGGUCGAGCUGCCAGCGGACGUGGCCGGGGCGGAGUUCCUCCCGCCGAUCGCCGCGGAGCUCGAGGAGGCCUCGCACGUGGAGGCCACUCCGUGGGAGGUGGCGGGGGUCGUGCUCUGCGAGGUGGACGACGCGACAGGGCUCGGCGUGCACCCGCAGGACCUGGGAGAGGGCGCCGCCGGCGCUCGGGUGUUCUUCACCGCCCAGGACCUGGGGCUCUCCAGGCGCUAUCAGUUUCGGCUGCGGGCGCGGCUCCUCUUCAACCCGGCCUCGGGGCACCCGGAGGAGUGGUCCGAGUUCGUCGAGAGCGCCUGGCACAGGACCCCCGUGUCCCUCCCCGAGCCGCGCCCUCCGUCCGAGGCCGCGGUGCCCGAGCCCACCCCGGGCCAGCUGCUGGAGGACUGCACGGCCUACAUCUCGUUCGCGGAGCUCCCCGUCCGCGAGGAGGACCGCGACGGGCUGCCAGACGUCCCCGCGCCGUACACCCUGCAGUUCCGCGGCGCGUGCCAGAGCUCCGAGGCGGACUGGCAACCGGUCGGAGUCGCGCGGAUGCAGGAUGACUGCUUCCUGCUGUCCGACGCGAGGUUCGAGGACCACCUCACAGACGGGAUCGUGCUGCGCCUCUGGCGGCUGAGGCCGGGCGCCCUGAACGAGGACGCCGACGCGCGGCAGCUCCCGGAGCUGGCCUCGGUGCCGUCGCGGCCCCUGGGCGUGCGCUGCCCCCGCUUCGCUCCCGCCGGGCCGCCCACGGUAAGACCCGUCUUCGGGGCCCCGUCGUCUGGCGGGGACCUGCCGCUGUUGCUGCGGUUCGACUGGGAGGUGGACGCCAACGUCCCGAGGUUGCUGCAGAUCGACCUGCACCAGAUCCGCUACCGGAUGCUUCCGCCGCGGGGCUCUGCGGAGGACGCGCCGCCGUGGAGCGAGCUGGCGCCGAUCCGGCAGGCCACCGCCCGCGGGGCCGCCGCCGUCGUCCACCGGGUGCCCGUGUGCGGGCCGCACUUCCUGCUCGGUGCGGACUACGAGGUCGCGCUGCGCGUCGGCACGAGCCUGCGGUGGGGCCGCUGGUCCCCGCCGGUGCCCCUGAGUCUGCAGAUCACUCCGCCGACGCCGCCCGAGUGCGCAGAGGUCUCUGCCAGGAUGGAGACGCUCGAGGACGGCACGGUCUUCUUCCGGCUGAGUUGGCCGGCCUUCCGGCCGCACGACCUGGGUUCGGUGAUCACGUACCGCAUCCGCAUGAUGCGGCGCACGAGGUAUCCGUACGUCUACCGCCUCUCGGAGGAGAUGGUGGACCGGUCGAGGGCCAGCCUCGCUGCCCAGGAGAAGCGCCACACGAUCGGGCACCUGCGCCGCCGCGUGCCGCGCGAGAGCGACGGAGCCGGCGGGGACGCGGUCGAGGCUGGGAAGGCAUCGGGGGAGUACUCCUGCGACCAGGAGGCAUGGGAGGACGACGAGCUUGAGUUCCUGCACGACGUCGCCGCGGACCCCUUCUGCACCUACAGGUUCUGGGUGGAUGCGAAGCACGAUCGCUGUGGCGAGCUUCGCCGCAACGACGAGGCCGAGGACUGGUCGGCGGCCCUGGAGAGCGAGCUGCUGGAGACGCCGCCGCUUCCGCGCAACUGGUUCGUCCCGGCACAGGUGCCCCUGGAGGUGGUGCCCGGGGGCUCCGGCGGCCUGCGCGCGCCCUUCCCGCUGGCGCUGCCGGAGGCGGCCUGCGCGCGCCUCGGGCUGGCGCAGCCCUCGAGCCGGCUGCUGCUGCUGUUCUCGCCCUGGCGCGAGGACCGCGAGGCCGCUAAGUGGCCGCACCGCAUAGAGUACACCGCAUACGAGCCGCGGGCGAACGCGGCCAGGCACCCGAGCGCAGGGGCAGACGAGGACGUCGAUGUCCACUGGCACCAGCCAGAGACGGUCGAGUACCUCGAUGAGGACGGCACACCCGCUGGCACGAAGGGCAGCGGAGGCGCCACGCUCGCACUCGUCCAGGGCUUCGCGGACAGCGUCUGGAAGCAGGUGGAGCGUUGCUCGUCGCUGGGGCACAUGGUGCGCGUGCGGGUGGUGCGAGAGGGCGGCCCAGAGGGCAUGCAGCUCUUCUCGUCGCCCUCGGUACCCAUGCGGCUCUACAUGCCGGCGCCUUCGGCGGCACCCACCGUGGCCGCGUGGUUCGCCGCAGAGCAGCCGCUCGCGGUCCUGUGGUGGCCGUGCUGCCAGGCGACGGCCGGCGAGGAGGACAAGAACGUGGACAUGUCCGAGCACGUCCACCAGAUCCGCAUGCGGCGACCCCUCUGGCAGGGCGGCGAGGCCUGGCGGGAGGACGCCGUGCGGCGCACCGCGGCACCCGUGCGGCUGCCCGCCGGCAGCGCGGCCGAGCUAUUCGCCUUCGACCACUGCGCCCUGCUGGACGCCACCGGCGAGCACGAGGGCCUGCCGCCGCACCCGCUGCCGCGGCUGCCCACGGGCAAGCCCCCGGACCCGGGCGUGCUCACCUACGAGUUCUCCGUCCGCAUCGGCGACGGGUACCGCUGGAGCGCCUGGUCCGAGCCCUCCGAGCUCUGCUGCUUCGCCUCGGAGCCGCGGGUCUCGGGCGGCGCCGCCCUCGACCUGCGGGAGCUCGCGGCGCUGCUCGCGCCCGCCGAGGGCACGGUGUGCCCGGCCGCGGCCCCGGACCCGGAGGCCGAGCUGGAGGACAGCCUGGUCUACCAGGAGGGUACCAGAGAGCUCGAGCCCCCGCAGUGGGUCUCCAUCGGGCCUGCUCCGCGGCCCCCGGAGGCGUUCGAGAAGGCACUGGGGAAGCUGGACGCAGAGGCCAAUGCGCAGCUGAGUCAGUUCGUGGCCUGCUGGCCGAGCUUGCCGGCUGCGUGCUGCUGGCGGUUGGACCCCGACAAGGAGCCGGCCCUCAAGGAGAUCUUGGCCACUGGCCAGUUGCCGCCUUUGGCACUGCCAGCCUUACGCUAUCGGCUGAACGUCUGGCUGAACGGGAGCGCCCCCGACGCCGCGCCAAUGACUGAGUUGCCCACGGGCGUGCACAUGCAGAAUCAACGAAUGUCAAUCAUCAGGCAGAUCAGCGGCCAGAGGAGCUCGCGCUUGUCUGUGCUCAGCCAGACUGGCCACGAGGACAUCGAGCCAGUGCUCUACCGCCAGUACGACGUGCCAGACAACCCCGCCAACGGCCCGGACGACAAGCUGGAGAGAAUCUCGUGGGACAUCCCUGGGAUGCUCCCCGACCGCCGCUUCCACUGCACGGUCGAGGCGCGCUUCGAGACGUUGAGCGCCAUCUGGUGGUGGACGCCCCUGCUGUGCUCGGGCGAGUGGGCCGUGGGCAGGGUGCCGCCGCCGAGCGCGCCAGAGACGCUGCCGAUCUGCGACCUGCCCACGCCGCAGGCCGCCAAGCUCAGCCAGCAGCUGGCCAUCGGCGCCACCAACCUCGUGGUGGUGAGGUGGCCCUGGACAGUCCGAGGCAGCCCCAUGGCGGCGCUGCGCAGCGCGAACUACUCCCUGGAGUUCGCGGUCACCGACGACCGGCCCUCGCUGGUGGACGCCACGGCGCAGAGCCGGCCCGUGGAUGGCGAGACGACCCUCGGCAGGCCCCUCGGCCCCUGGCGCGAGGCGAGGGCGAUGCAGCUCUACUUCAUCAACUUCGAGCUGGGCGAGGUGCUGCAGGAGCUGCCCGAGGAGGAGCUGGGCAACCCCCGGUGGGUCCCGAGCCUCAUCGUGAGCGGGUUCCUGGCCAGGAGCAGGGAGGACGCCGGGCGCAGGGACAGCACGGCGGCGGGGGACCAGCCGCCGUUCGUGCGCCUGCGGUGGCGCUACAGGGCGCUCCCCGAGGAGCUGUCCGUCAUCCCCACGCCGCUGCACUUCAGCGCGGCCUCGGCCCCCGUGCGCACGAGGGUCGCCCCGCCCACCGGCGCCCCCGAGUUCCGGCUGGAGCGCGUCCCGCGCCACCGCAACGUCGCCGCGUGGCUCAAGUGGUCCGCCUGGGAGGGCGUGGUCCGGCACCAGUUCGCCUUCCGGAUACUGAAGAAGCGCGGCAGGCCCAAGAGGCGGGCCGGGUCCAAGGACUCGAACGGCUCGCGGGCCUCGAGGGCGGCCCGGGGCGAGUCCAAGGAGCAGGCCGAGGCCGACGCCAAGUCCGAGGGCGGCGACUCCGACGGCGAGGGCCCGCCUGCGGCACAGGACCCCGCCUUCGAGCGCAUCACCGGCUGGAUCGAGAUGCCGCCCGUGCGGGACCAGAUCAUCCGGACGGUGCAGGAGAGGGACGACGACAACGACGAGAAGGAUCUGUCGGGGUUCCCUGGCGAAGAGCUGGAGGCGUUCGGGGGCGGGCCGGGCGGGCUCGGUGGCCGGCUGACGGAGGAGGAGCUGAUCGCCGAGUACACCCGCCGGCCGUGCGGGCGCCUGGAAACAUCCCUGGACUCCGGGCUGCCUCACAGCGACUGGUACCAGCUGCUGUUCGGGCACUUCUCUUACCGGGAGGACAGGUUCUACGACGGGCGGGACGCGGAGAGCGACGGCUCGAUGGACGGGUCGCGGCCGAUGUCCAGGGCGUCCUCGGCCUCCCGGGCGCGCUCCGUGGGCUCCGCCUCGCAGGCCUCGGCGCGGUCCAGCGUCCGGAGCGGCGCCGCGGGCUCCGAGUCGUCGAAGAAGAAGAAGACGAGGCAGCGUAUGACCUUCGGCAAGGUGGUCGAGUGGCGCGUGCGCGUCUCGGACGGCAUGCACUGGUCGCUCUGGUCGCCGCCCUCGGAGCCGCGGGGCGCGGUGGCGCCGCUGCCCGAGUUCACCACGGAGACCAGGAUCAGGUUCUCCCGCCACGAGCCCACGAUCGUGCAGGUGGCAUGGGGCAAGUGCAAGCUGCCCCCGCAGUACGAGGACAUCGAGUCCACCAUCGAGUACGUUCUCUCCGUCACGACCGAGCCGGCGGUCUUCGGCACCAAGGCGCAGUCGGUGCUGAUGGUCGGCAGUAAAGAUUUCACAGAGGAGAAGCUGCACUCGCGCGGCCUUCACAUGAGCGAGGGCGGCUGCGGCAUCGUGACGCGCUACAAGGCCGAGGACGUCAUCCAGGACCAGCCAGACUUCAGCUUCGACCAGUUCUUCACCGAGGGCGCGGAGGUGCGCAUCGUGGGGAAGUAUUCCCAGAACGCCGCCUCGUGGAUCAACUGGGAGAUCGCCGAAAACGAGGAGAAGCCGGAUCCGGUCAUCGGCUUCUCGGUGAUCAUCUCUGGACUGCGCCCAGAGAGCAUCCACCGCGUGGCCGUGCGGGCCCGCUGCGCCGUGUCCGGCCUGGACGAGCCAGACUGGCAGAGGGGCAAGGUGGACAACACCCACCCUGUGCGAUGGAGCGACCCGAACCUCAGCUCGCCAGUGCUGACGCCGCUGGGGCCACCCCCGCUGAUGGUGCCGCAGGCAGUGCCUGUGCCGAGCGGCAAGUUCGGGCGCUUCCUCCACACGCCCCACCUGCUGCUGAAGUGCCCGAUCUUCAAGCGGAAGUUCCGCGACGAGUUCGACAAGGACCACCCGAUUCGAAUAGACGUGAAGGCGGCCGACAGGGUGGACGACGAGUUCAGAGAGGUGCCCCUUGAGAAUUCCGUGUAUACCAUCUUGCCUGAGUAUGGGUUCUGCCGGUUUGUCUACAACCUGCCUUUCUUGCACGUCUCUAUCCGAACGAGGAACGUCCACAUGAACAACACCUCUGCCCCGUGCCCGCCUGUGUUCACAGUGCCACCGCUGGUGCUGGAGGACCAGCGUGGCCCAGACGUCGAGCUCGUCGUCGCGGAGGACGGCAACCUGUUCCUGAAGAUCACCUGGACCACCAGGUGCCUUCCUCUGCAGGACGUGGGGAUGGUGCAGCUUGGCCUGCGGCGGCACAUCGUGGACUCGCCGAUCGUGGACCUGCAGGCCACCGACGCGGACGGCGAUGCCGUCCUGGAGGAGAUCUCCCCGGCGGCUCUCUCGGCCGCCGGCGAGCGCCGCUGUCCCUUCGCGUGCCGCCGGUGCUGGCGGCCGCUGGCCUUCGAGCCCCCGGACGUCGCCACGCUCGGGCCGCUGGGCCGCGGCCGCCUGCGGGAGGCGAGGGGCCACCUGCAGGAGAGCUGCAUCACCUUCGACGAGAUCCCCGCCUACCGCAGCGACGAAGCCCUCCAAGGCUUGAGGGCGCCGCACCACGUGGAGAUGCAGGCGAGAGACCAGGAGCGGCACGAGACCGAGCCUCCGGCGAUGGGCUGGCCGCCCCCGCACAAGAAGGGGCGCCUGGAGCAGGUGUGCCACUGCCGGGACCGCGUCGUCCAGAAGUUCCUGCCCGUCGACGGCGACCGGCUCUGCCACGGCAACACCUACCGCCUGCGGCUGCGGGUGCGGGACGCGCUGCUGUGGUCGCCCUGGACCGAGUUCUCCCCGCCGGUGCACGUCCUCUUGGCGGCCCCGAGGCCCGCCCUGCCCCUGCAGGACCCCCGGCAGCCCGUGCCGCCGCCGAUCGUGGAGGUGCUCCUGCUGCAGCAGGAUGGCCGGCAGCUGGCCGACCUCGCCUUCUCGGAGGUGCGGCUGCGGUUGCGGUGGCCGAAGUUCCGGGGCCACAUGAAGGAGCUGGAGUACCGCGUCCUCAUGUGGACCCUGUCCCCGGAGCAGCAGCGCCGUGCCGCGGCCGGCCGGCAGCCCGGCCGCACCCCGGACCGCAGCCUCCCGCCGAUCGUGGGCACCGAGGUGUUCGCCUUCAACCUGAGCGGCAACCUGCGCACCUCGGCCAUGCAGGUCGACGAGUCAGGGAACGCGCGCUUCGCGGUGGAGGCGGAGCCUGGGACCGCAGGCCCAGCACUGGUGAAGCCGAGGGCCGCCGGCGGCAGCCGUCCGGUCGUGCCAGGUGACGCGGCAGUUCAGCAGAGCGACGACCUUCCGCAGGUGAUCGCGCACGUGAAGCCAAAUUCCUCUGGCCCCGCGCGCGCGACCCACGCGAAGCUCACGCCGAAGGUCGUGGUCGCUGAAGGAGGGCUGCAGGAGGGGCAGAGCAAGGCGAUGACGCUGGAGGUCAGCGUCAUUCCCCUCCAGCGGGGCCACGGGUAUGCCUUCGGGGUCGAGGCGAAGCACAGCCAGGGCGCGGCCGGCAACCUCGGAGAGUGGAGCGCGCCGCUCUUCAGCAAACUCUGCACCUUUGAGGCGGCCCCUCAUGGCGCGUCGGAGGCGCCGCCGGUGCUGCCGCCGUCCCCGCCUCUGUACGGUGGCGCUGGGAAAUACGUCCUGCGACAGCAGGGCAAGUGCGUGUACGCCGACAGGCUGGAGGGGCCCGACGGCGACCUGUCGGCGAGCCACCUCCCUGAGCGCCGCCCGGCGGGAGACGACCUCCGGGAGAGCUGAGCGCCUGCGCCUGCGCUCUGGCGGGGGCACGGAGGGGCGCCGGGCCUCGGAUGGCAGCAGACUGCACAGGCAUCGGGAUCUCGGAGGUGCGCGCGGCUGUCUCGGGUCUGCGCGUUGGCUCCCCCGGCGGCGCCUCGCGCGCCACCCCUAUGGAGCGCUGCAGGCGCCAGGGUGGGGGGGCCCAUCGGCGGCCCAAGGCAUCCGCGCCGGGCUCCGAGAGGUCGCGUGCGUGCCGCUCGUCUGCUGCGCCGUGGCCCGCGCCCCUGCCCGCGUCCAUGCCCCGCAGAGUUGGCUCCGCCUCCCCAUGCCUCCCAAGUUCGAGCCUGCCGGCCCCCUCCGCCGCUGCCUGCCGAGCCCCCCCCGCCGAGCGGCCGAGGCGAGGCGAGGCGAGGCAGCGAAGAGGCCGCGGCGCUUUGCGAGCCCCCCGCGGCGAAGCCGCGGGGGGCUGCGCCGCGCGCGGCUGCCGGGAGGCGGCGCCUCGGGGUUCUGGCGCCCCUUAUCUCGCCAGCACGUAAGAGUGACCUUUCGCCGGAGUGACCUUUGGUGCGGGCUCAUCGGGCUCCCC